Molecule: messenger RNA, 4671 nt
Organism: Balaenoptera acutorostrata (minke whale)
Lineage: Eukaryota; Metazoa; Chordata; Mammalia; Artiodactyla; Balaenopteridae
Gene: C2CD5
Product: C2 calcium dependent domain containing 5
Exons: 29
Coding region: 219-3473 (1084 amino acids)
Biological process (GO): intracellular protein transmembrane transport; positive regulation of vesicle fusion; positive regulation of protein targeting to membrane
Cellular component (GO): plasma membrane
Molecular function (GO): calcium ion binding; calcium-dependent phospholipid binding
Source: RefSeq, a predicted model, not a curated record
CGCCAUUUUGGGGGGAGGAGAAACACUCGUAGGGGCGGCUGCGGCUCAAUGGGAUGUUGACUGGCUUCUCCUUCUCUUGCCAGCGCUGUGGAGCCGGGUCAGAAGCCUCCACCGGGGCCGCUCCUCCGGCUGCCUCUCCGGAAUGAGGCCUCAGUUCCCGCGCAGGACGGCUCCCUUUUCCUUCCGAGAGAGCCCAAGGAGAGGCCGAAGCCGAGACGAUGCCUGGGAAGCUGAAGGUGAAAAUCGUGGCCGGGCGCCAUUUGCCGGUGAUGGACCGAGCUAGUGACCUGACUGAUGCCUUCGUGGAGGUAAAAUUUGGUAAUACCACCUUUAAAACAGAUGUGUAUCUCAAGUCCCUCAACCCUCAGUGGAACUCAGAAUGGUUUAAAUUUGAGGUGGAUGAUGAAGAUUUACAAGAUGAACCUCUCCAGAUCACAGUUCUUGACCAUGAUACAUAUAGUGCAAAUGAUGCCAUUGGUAAAGUGUACAUUGACAUUGAUCCUUUACUCUACAGUGAGGCUGCAACGGUCAUCUCAGGAUGGUUUCCAAUUUAUGAUACCAUUCAUGGUAUCCGUGGGGAAAUCAAUGUAGUUGUCAAAGUAGACCUCUUCAAUGAUUUAAAUCGAUUUAGGCAGUCGUCAUGUGGAGUCAAAUUCUUUUGCACGACAUCUAUUCCAAAGUGCUAUAGAGCUGUAAUAAUUCACGGAUUUGUAGAAGAACUUGUGGUCAACGAAGACCCAGAAUAUCAAUGGAUUGAUCGAAUUCGCACACCAAGGGCAUCAAAUGAGGCCAGACAGAGACUCAUUUCUUUAAUGUCAGGUGAACUGCAGAGGAAGAUUGGCUUGAAAGUACUUGAAAUGAGAGGAAAUGCAGUUGUUGGGUACUUACAGUGUUUUGAUCUGGAAGGCGAAUCUGGGUUAGUGGUACGAGCCAUAGGAACAGCGUGUACACUGGAUAAAUUAAGUAGCCCAGCAGCAUUCCUUCCUGCAUGUAAUUCCCCGUCCAAAGAAAUGAAGGAGAUUCCCUUCAAUGAAGAUCCCAAUCCCAACACUCACUCAUCAGGACCCUCAACCCCUCUGAAAAACCAAACUUAUUCCUUUUCACCUUCCAAGUCCUACAGUCGACAGUCCUCUUCUUCUGACACAGAUUUGAGUUUGACACCCAAAACUGGAAUGGGAAGUGGUAGUGCUGGAAAAGAAGGGGGGCCCUUUAAAGCUCUUUUAAGACAACAGACUCAGUCAGCUUUGGAACAGAGGGGAGGAUCACCUCAUAAGUUCUGUAGAAGGCGGGAAUUUCCAUUUUUUACCUUGACGGCGUUUCCUCCUGGAUUCCUCGUGCAUGUCGGGGGAGUUGUUAGUGCACGCUCUGUGAAGCUUUUGGAUCGUAUCCACAAUCCUGCCUUUGUCGGAAUUAUGGGUAACACAAGAUCUUACAAACUGCUAGACUGGAAUAGUUUCAAUUCAGAUGAACCAGAAACUCGAGAUGCGUGGUGGGCAGAAAUCAGACAAGAAAUAAAAUCACAUGCCAAAGCAUUAGGCUGUCAUGCUGUAGUGGGCUACAGUGAAUCAACUAGCAUUUGUGAAGAGGUCUGUAUUUUGUCUGCAUCCGGCACAGCAGCUGUACUGAACCCUAGAUUUCUGCAGGAUGGCACCGUGGAGGGCUGUUUGGAACAGAGGCUAGAAGAAAAUUUGCCUGCAGGCUGUGGAUUUUGCCAUAUACCAUAUGAUGAACUGAAUAUGCCAUUUCCAGCUCAUCUCACAUAUUGCUAUAACUGCAGGAAACAAAAAGUUCCCGAUGUUCUCUUUACAACUAUAGACCUCCCAAUGGAUGCAGCAGUUAUUGGAAAAGGUUGUCUCAUUCAAGCAAGGUUGUGUCGCUUAAAAAAGAAGGCACAAGCAGAAGCAAAUGCCACAGCUAUCAGUAAUCUGUUGCCAUUUAUGGAAUAUGAAGUGCAUACUCAGCUAAUGAAUAAACUAAAACUCAAAGGAAUGAACGCUUUAUUUGGACUGAGAAUUCAGAUCUCAGUGGGUGAAAAUAUGUUGAUGGGCUUAGCGUCAGCCACAGGUGUGUAUUUAGCAGCUUUACCAACGCCUGGUGGUAUUCAGAUUGCUGGGAAGACUCCUAAUGAUGGCUCGUACGAGCAGCAUAUAUCUCAUAUGCAGAAGAAGAUAAAUGACACGAUUGCUAAGAAUAAAGAAUUAUAUGAAAUCAAUCCUCCGGAGAUAUCUGAAGAGAUUAUAGGAUCACCCAUUCCAGAACCUAGACAACGCUCAAGACUUUUGAGAUCUCAAUCAGAAAGCUCUGAUGAAGUUACAGAAUUGGACCUUUCACAUGGGAAAAAAGAUGCAUUUGUUUUGGAGAUCGAUGACACAGAUGCUAUGGAAGACGUACAUUCUCUACUCACUGAUGUUCCGCCUCCUUCAGGCUUUUAUAGUUGUAAUACAGAAAUUAUGCCUGGUAUAAAUAAUUGGACAUCUGAAAUACAGAUGUUCACAUCAGUAAGAGUAAUCCGAUUAAGCAGCCUUAAUCUAACUAAUCAAGCCCUCAAUAAGAAUUUUAAUGAUCUCUGUGAAAACUUGCUCAAGAGCCUGUAUUUUAAACUACGGUCUAUGAUCCCCUGCUGCCUUUGCCAUGUAAAUUUUACAGUAUCUCUCCCUGAAGAUGAAUUAAUUCAGGUUACAGUCACAGCAGUUGCAAUAACUUUUGACAAAAAUCAGGCUUUACAGACCACAAAAACACAUGCUGAGAAGUCAUUGCAAAGAGCCUCUACAGAUAAUGAAGAACUUCUGCAGUUUCCCCUCGAACUCUGUUCAGAUUCACUUCCUUCUCAUCCUUUUCCACCGGCUAAAGAACACCUGGAGAGUGCAAGUUCUAACUCAGGUAUACCAGCUGCACAGAGAGCAACGUCAGUUGAUUACAGUUCCUUUGCAGACAGAUGCAGCAGCUGGAUAGAGCUCAUUAAACUGAAAGCUCAGACCAUAAGGCGUGGAUCAAUUAAGACAACUGUGACAGUCGAAAAAGCAAGUCCAGUGGGUGAAGGAAAUUUCCGGAAUCGCUCUUCUCCACCUUGUGCAAAUUCUACAGUUGGGGUGGUUAAGAUGACACCUCUUUCCUUCAUUCCUGGAGCAAAAAUAACGAAAUAUCUUGGGAUAAUUAACAUGUUUUUUAUUCGGGAAACCACUUCUCUUCGUGAGGAAGGAGGUGUCAGUGGUUUUCUCCAUGCUUUUAUUGCUGAAGUGUUUGCGAUGGUGAGAGCUCACGUGGCUGCACUGGGAGGGAAUGCUGUUGUCUCCUACAUAAUGAAGCAGUGUGUCUUCAUGGAGAAUCCAAAUAAGAACCAGGCACAGUGUCUUAUAAACGUAAGUGGUGAUGCAGUGGUUUUUGUUCGUGAAUCUGAAUUAGAAGUGGUGUCAACUCAGCAACCUGCUGCCAACUGCCAGCCCUCAUGUACUGGAGGAGAAGUUACAACCUGAAGUCAGUUAGAAAGAAUGAGCUCCACUAAAUGACAUUCAUGGGUCUCCUUUGUUUUGUCAUUCGUUUAUCUUACUAGACAUAAAAAAUGAACUUGAGAGAAUUGAGGAACAAUUGAUACAUUCUGAGUAUAUUUGAUUCGUCUGGGAUCACUUGGAGGCCUGAGAAUUUUCAAAUCUUGACAUUUUAUUUCAGCCAGCCUAGACAGACAGGCCCCGAGGAGCUUUGACCCCACCUCCCCACCCAGGAAGUUCAGAUAAAUUUCUCUGAGAACUGUAGUAAAGAUGGAAGCUAUGUAUAAUUUAUGUUGAUUUUAAUAAAAUCAUAAUUUAGAAAAUGAAAUGGUAAGAUUAUCAGGAAAUUAGGAUAGCUAUCCUAGUGUAAUUUAGAAAAACUAAGCAAGAAAUGAACAAAUUGUUAAUGAGUAAGUAAUCUGAUUCGAGGAAUGUAUGGGGAAAAUGGAGAAGAGUUUUCAGAAAGCUGUGCGGGUUUCUGAAUAUGUUAUUUUGAUGAGGAAUUUGGUAACAACUGAAAGGGAAAAUUGCUUCAGCCAUCUUUGAAAAAGAAGUUAAAAUUCUGCAACUUGUAUCCAUAAUAUGUCCUAACUACUGGAAAAGAAAAGUAAUUUAUCAGAGCCAGUGUCCUUCCAUUGGAAGUUUAAAUAAGGAAGGAGGAAAAAAACUACUAUAUAACUCUGUUUCUAGCCAAGUUUCAAUUUGUGUUUAAUUUGUCUGGAAGAGGCUUGGCUUCAGCUGGGAAGAAAAGGCCAGUGAAUUUUGUUGAAGUAGUUAAAAUAUAGUUGAUCUAGAAGGAACAAAAUUAUUUUCUAAUAAAGUCAUACUGUACUCCCACCAAAUAAACAGAAUUUUAGUAAUAUCUUAGGGAUUUUUGAUGGUGAGUUAGACUGUAUUUGGCAUAGAGUUUGGAAAUGUAACUUGAAUGUAAAUAUGCUGCAGAAUGUUGAAUAUAUAGAUAGAAAUACUUUUCUUGUCAAUGCCAAAUACCUAUUACAAAUGAACCUUUAAAAGUACAUUCCUCCUUUGCACAACAAAAUUUCUUUAUAAAACUCAUGAUUUUGCUCUUCCAGGAUAACAACUGCCCUAAAGAUUAGGAGUCAUUUCCUUGUUAUCACAGGUGUCAAUAUUUUUCUGUACUUCGUUUAUAAUUUUAUUUUUUAAAUAAAAAGUUUAUAAACUGGAA